GCUAUUACAUCUACAGGGACUCCUUCUUCUCUUUUAAUUCUGAGCGCGCGAUCGUGAAACGCAUUACAAGAGUAAGUUUUAUGCCCGACAAACUUGUUCACGAUCAGUUAGUCAAGUGUCAUACUGACAGUAUCAACAAUUGCUAUUGUUUAAAUAAUUAGUUUUUUUUUUAAUUUUACUAUUUUUGAUACUUAAUUUUUUUUUACUAAUAAACCCCAAAAUUUUUAUUUAUAAAUUAAAUAGACUGAUGAUGAGUGCGUGCUGACACGUGAUUGUUUUUAUUUCAAAUAAUUUGAAUGCCAAAAAAUAAAAAGAAGUAAAAAAUUUUUUUUCAAAAUUUACUUCCUUUAAUUUAUUAAUCGAGUGAUUUUAUAAUUUGUUUAUUGUUUAUUAAAUGAUAAAAAAAUAAAAAAAGUGGAAUCGUGACUACUUAGAAGUGUCAAAAAAUUAAAGGACGUGAUCUUCAAAUUUGAAUUUUUAGUUUUAGUAAAAAAUUAAUAAGACGAUUUGAGUGGAUUAGCAACAGUACAGUUGAAGUGAUAAACUGAUCGGUAUUAAUUGAUGCUAUGAAGGAUACUCCAACUAACGGAUAUGCUGAAGUAAACGGCAAAAAUGGAGUUACCGACAAAGACAAGAAACCCGAAGAAUAUGAAGAAGUGGACGCGAUCCAGGAAGCGAUGGGCGCGAUGGGAAGAUGGCAAGUCCUCGUGUGUAUCGCCAUUUCCUUAGUCAAAUUUCCCGUAGCGUGGCAUCAAUUAGCUGUUGUAUUCAUGGCACCACAAGCUCAACAAUAUAAUUGUACAACUCCUGCAUAUUCAUCAGCCAAAGAUCAGUGCAUUGUUAACGUAAACGGCAGUCAUGUCGAGUGUCAGUCUUGGGAAUUUGACAGAAGCACGUUUCCAGAAACGAUAAUAUCUCAAUGGAGUCUAGUUUGCAAUCGUUCCCAUUAUGCGAACAUACAGCAGUCGAUACUCAUGUUCGGUAUAUUAUUAGGAAAUAUUACAUUUGGUAGUUUAGCAGACAGAUUUGGUAGAAAAAUUCCAUUGAUGAUUUCUGUGGUACUUCAAUUAGUAUCGGGAAUCGGCUGCGCAGUGGUGCCGUGGUUCCCAGCGCUUCUGUUUUUCAAAUUACUGGCGGCGAUGGCCACUGGAGGAACAAUGGUCACAAGUUACGUAAUAUGUAUGGAAAUUGUCGGGACUAAAUGGCGAGCAGCCAUCACAGUUCUCUAUCAAAUACCAUUUAGUUUAGGACACAUGUCAUUAGCCGGGAUAGCAUAUCUAUUCCGUCAUUGGCAGCAUUUACAAUUGGCCAUAUCACUGCCGUCAAUAAUACUCUUGAGUUACUGGUGGAUUGUACCAGAAUCUCCCCGAUGGCUUUUGGCUGUCGGCAGACAAAAAGCCGCAUGCAAAAUACUGAAGAAAGCCGCAAAAGUUAACAAAGUUCCUGACAAAGAUAUUCCAGAGUUAGUGCGAAAGCAUUAUUUGCAUCAAAAUUCGAGAAAAUCGGCGUCUGAUCACUCGGCAUCAAUUAUUGAUUUAUUUAGAACUCCAAAUAUGAGGGUAAAGUCAUUAGCGAUAUUCUUUAAUUGGAUUGUAUGUGGAAUGGGUCUUUUUGGCAUGACUCAGUACAUUGGACAAGUUGGAGGCGAUAUAUUUGUUAAUUUCGCCGUGGCAGGUGCAACUCAAAUACCUGGUAAUUUUGUCGCCUGGUGGGUUAUGAAUAAAUUGGGUAGAAAAAUAACAUUGAUGACUAGCCACGUUACUGCUGGUGUUGCUGCAUUACUUUUGAUUGCUGUGCCUCAGAAUUUAGCAUGGGUACGACUUAUAUUGGCAUGUUUUGGAAUUGUCGGAAUGUCUGUGUCAUUUACGACAGUUUAUCUAUUUUCCGGUGAAUUAUUUCCGACUGUUGUCAGAAAUAUCGGAGUAGGAACGAGCAGCAUGUGCGCGAGAAUUGGAUCUAUGGUUGCGCCAUUUGUUGUUUCUUUGAGUACGGUACAAGGAUUUUUACCUCCGUUAAUUUUUGGUACAUUCCCGCUGAUUGGUGCGGGCUUGGCAUUAUUUUUACCAGAAACCAACGGAUGUAAACUACCGGAAACUCUUCAAGAUGGUGAAGAUUUUGGAAAAAAAAUAAAAAAAUGUUUAAAAAUAAAAGAUGCGGAAGCCGAAGUAUCACUUUAAUGUAAAUAUAUUUAUACUUAUUUACAAGCAAUCAAAAUAUCAAA
Molecule: messenger RNA, 2221 nt
Organism: Microplitis mediator
Lineage: Eukaryota; Metazoa; Arthropoda; Insecta; Hymenoptera; Braconidae
Product: organic cation transporter protein
Exons: 9
Coding region: 567-2177 (536 amino acids)
Biological process (GO): transmembrane transport
Cellular component (GO): membrane
Molecular function (GO): transmembrane transporter activity
Source: RefSeq, a predicted model, not a curated record